Molecule: messenger RNA, 483 nt
Organism: Necator americanus (New World hookworm)
Lineage: Eukaryota; Metazoa; Nematoda; Chromadorea; Rhabditida; Ancylostomatidae
Exons: 5
Coding region: 1-483 (160 amino acids)
Source: RefSeq, a predicted model, not a curated record
AUGCGAAGAUUGGCUGUGUUUGAGGAUGGAGAGGUGAGUGAACGAGUGAACAACCAAAUAACUCCAGUUAUUCUCCCAGAAGUAGAAAUCCAAGUCGAUCGAAGUUAUCCAAAUAUUCAAGAGCCUAGACAAGAAUUAAGACAGCGAAUCGGAAUUACCGCAGAACAUAUCGACGUCGAAGAAACGACUACGAAAAAUGACAAAUUGUCUAAGCGAUCGUUGAGCCGAAAACGCAUGCGACGAUUGUCCUCAUUGCUCAAAUCCGACACUAUUGAAAUAUACGUACGCGGUGACCACACGACUCAAUUGUCACUCCGAUUUGAACGGUAUCGUGCCGGAUUUUCAUACUUGACAUCUAUCAAAAGAAACACACAAUCUGCCCCUAUUUUCUUCUAUGCUGGACAUGUGAAGAAGACGCUAGCAGAACGAAUAGGAGAAUUGGGACACUGGUCACACACACAGUACGACGAGAUGUCUACGUAG